UAUUUGGACCAAAUGAUCUUGUGAAUAAUAGCAGAAAUAAUACUUCUGGUGGUGACCCAUUGGCAGUUUUUAACAGACAAUCUUCCAAGCUUAGUCAAUUGAAAGAUUAUAAAACAAGAAAUAAUCUAAGAUUUAAAAUAAUUCUAUCAGUCAUGCUACCGACUGAUUGGAAUAAUUUAACUGGUUUCUUUAACCUUAAUAAUUGGGUAUAUGAUCCGAAUAGUGCUCGAAAUUCGAAAUUCGUUAAUGAUUUAACUAGUAUUGUUAAUACUCAAGGUUUUGACGGA
Molecule: messenger RNA, 287 nt
Organism: Racocetra persica
Lineage: Eukaryota; Fungi; Glomeromycota; Glomeromycetes; Diversisporales; Gigasporaceae
Source: the annotation of a GenBank genome assembly